Pediculus humanus corporis (human body louse) is the source of this 1707-nucleotide messenger RNA. RefSeq lists its product as uncharacterized. The record is from RefSeq and is a predicted model, not a curated record. The transcript has 9 exons. Lineage: Eukaryota; Metazoa; Arthropoda; Insecta; Psocodea; Pediculidae. Bases 1 to 1707 code for a protein of 568 amino acids. Gene Ontology annotation, molecular function: protein binding.
AUGAAACAAGAAUCAAACGAUUUUGUUUUAUUUGAGCAAGACAAUCUUUUUUCUAAAGCAUUUUCAAAAUUAAAUAAAGUUCGUCGUGAUGGAAUAUUUUGCGAUGUUACUUUAAAUGUUCACGGAAAAUGUUUAAAAGCUCACAAAAUAGUUUUGAUAGCUACCAUUCCUUUUUUUCAAGCAAUGUUUACUUCAGGAAUGAUGGAAACAACGUCACGUGAAAUAUUUAUUAUUGGUGUAGAAUUUGAGGCUUUAGAAGCAUUAGUUAAUUUUUCUUAUAGUGGUAAAGUUUUAAUUGAUAAUAAUUCCGUACAAUCUUUGAUGGCUGGAGCAUCAUUUUUACAAUUAGAAGAAGUAGAAAAUGCUUGUGCACAUUUCUUAAAAGAAAGGUUUCAAGCAGGCAAUGUAUUAGGUAUCAGAGGUUUUGCAGAUACAUUAUGCUGUUCAUCUUUAGGUGAAGCUUGUGAAAAAUUUAUUCAACAGUAUUUUUAUGAAGUUUCUUUAUCAGAAGAAUUCUAUAAUUUAUCAGCGAAAGAAUUAUUAGAUAUUAUCAGAAGGGAUGAACUUUGUGUCGAUUCUGAAGAACAAGUUUUUGAGGCUGUGAUGAGAUGGGUUAAAAAAGAUGUCGAAUUAAGGAAAGAACAUUUACCACAAAUUUUAUCUAAAAUAAGAAUGCCAUUGCUUAAUCCUUACUACCUGACUGAUAAAGUUGCCAAAGAAGAUCUCAUCAGAUCAUCACAUGAAUGCAGAGAUUUACUUGAUGAAGCUAGAGAUUAUCAUUUGAUACCUGAAAGAAGAAAUUUACUUCAGAGUUUUAAAAUCAAACCUAGAUGUGGUAAUUUUGUAGUCGGUAUAAUAUUCGCCAUUGGUGGUUUAGCAAAAUUUGGAAAUGCUCUUAGCACUGUUGAAUCAUACAAUCCUGUUGUCGCUCAUUGGUCUGUCUCCGAAGCGAUGAGUAUGCUUCGAUCAAGAGUAGGAGUAGCAGUAAUGAGAAACCUUUUAUAUGCUGUGGGAGGGUACAAUGGUUGUGAAAGGUUAGCAACAGUUGAAGUGUUUGAUCCAUUUAAAAAAAUAUGGUCUCAAGUUUCUUCGAUGCAUUUUAGAAGAAGUGCUGUCGGUGCAGCUCCAUUAAAUGAUAAAUUAUACGUUUGUGGUGGAUUUGAUGGUAUUCGUUCCCUAAACACCGUCGAAUGUUACGACCCUGACAAAGACUGUUGGACAUCUGUAACUUCAAUGGAUAAACAUCGAAGCGCCGGAGGAGUUUUAGCAUUUAAUGGUUAUUUAUAUGCCAUAGGGGGUCACGAUGGACUUACCAUUUUCGAUUUGGUGGAACGUUAUGAUCCGGUAACCGAUAAAUGGACGGAAGUUACUCCUAUGCUUACGAAAAGGUGCAGACUGGGAGUAGCUACUCUUAACGGUAAAUUAUAUGCUUGCGGAGGAUACGACGGUUAUACUUUUCUACAAUCAGCCGAAGUUUACGAUCCUAACGACAAAAGCUGGAAACCCAUAGCUCCGAUGAAUACAAAAAGAUCUAGAGUUGCACUUAUAGCUAAUAUGGGAAAACUUUGGGCAAUCGGAGGAUACGAUGGAGUUUCAAAUUUGUCAACGGUUGAAAUAUACGAUCCGAAAACCGAUACCUGGUCUUUUGGAUCCCCAAUGUGUGCUCACGAAGGUGGAGUGGGAGUCGGAGUUGUUCCUUUCUGGUAG